This is a messenger RNA of Racocetra persica, 125 nucleotides long. Lineage: Eukaryota; Fungi; Glomeromycota; Glomeromycetes; Diversisporales; Gigasporaceae. The record is from the annotation of a GenBank genome assembly.
CUGUAGUAACUAUUUCCGGUAUAAAAGUUUUCUUUGAUAUUCGCGUCCCCGAUAAUAAAAAUAUUGACGUAUUUGAGAUCGAAAUAAAAAACAUUCUUGCCAAUGGAAAAGAUAAAAGGGGGGUC